Molecule: messenger RNA, 1524 nt
Organism: Paramecium tetraurelia
Lineage: Eukaryota; Ciliophora; Oligohymenophorea; Peniculida; Parameciidae
Exons: 4
Biological process (GO): mitotic sister chromatid segregation; microtubule-based movement; microtubule depolymerization
Cellular component (GO): mitotic spindle midzone; kinesin complex; nucleus
Molecular function (GO): ATP binding; microtubule binding; plus-end-directed microtubule motor activity
Source: RefSeq, a predicted model, not a curated record
AUGAAAAUCAACCAACCUUUUUAGGUUUUUGUUCGUAUACGCUCCCAUUCAGAUUCAACCAAUCCGAUCGAAGUUGUUAAUGAAAAUAUACUUAGAAUAUCCAACAAAGAAAUGAGUUUUCAGAAAAUCUUUACUGAAAAUGAUUCCAAUUUAUCAGUUUAUGAAGGAUAGACUUUAUCCAAAUUUAUAAGCAAAAUAUUUGAAGGGUUCAAUAUGACAGUGUUGUGUUAUGGAAUGACAGGAUCUGGCAAAACGCAUACAAUGUUUGGGAACUCAAAUGAUCACUAUGGCAUAGUCUAUUAAGCAGUUAAGGAACUUUUUCAGCUAAAGAAAAAUGGAUUUAUAAAGAUUAGUUUUUACGAAAUAUAUAAUGAACAGAUAAUUGAUUUGUUAGAAUAAAAUGCAUAGAAUUUGCAGGUUUAGGAAGACAAGAAUGGAGACACUUAGAUCCCUGGGUUAUCCUAAUAAUGCAUAAUUGAUGAAGAUCAUCUUGUUUAAUUGAUUCAAUAAGCACAAAAACGAAGAUAAUUAGCUUCAACUGCUAGUAAUUAAUACUCUUCAAGAUCUCAUGCUAUUGUGUAGAUACAAGUGGUGAAUUACGAUGAGAAAUAAAAUAUAAAAUAUGAUGGCAAAUUAAUACUUGCUGAUUUGGCAGGUAGUGAAAGAUGUUACAAUUAUAAAAAUGGAGGCACAUAGAAGAUUCAAUAGGAAGGUUAAAAUAUUAAUAAAUCUCUUUUGGCUUUGGGUCAAUGUAUUAUGAUGUUAAAUUAAUGUAAAUCCCACAUUCCUUAUAGAAAUUCUAAAUUGACAAGAAUUUUAAAGUAAUCUCUUAGUGGAAAUUCUAUGACUCUAUUCAUAGCAUGCGUAAGCAAAUAAUUUAGUGAGGAAACUGAAAAUACUUUGAAAUAUGCUCAAUAAGCAUGUGCUAUCAAAACUCAAUUGACCUAAGCUAUCACUCAGAUCUAGAUUGAAUAACCAAAGAGAUCAAUAUCAAUUGAGAUUUAGAAUCUUGAAUAGUAAUUGAAUGGCUAUUUUGUAAUAAAUACUGGGUUGCACAAAAACUUAAAUUCAUUAUAUUAGAAUGUCUAAAAGGAGCAGGAAACUAAGGUUAUUGUUUAAAAUGUGGAGUAGCAAAUAGCAUCAAAUAUGAGAAAGUAGAAAUUAAUAAUUAACUAAAUUAAAGGACUUAUAGUUGAAAAAGAAAACUAAGAUAAGUCAUUUACAUAUAGAGGAUCAGAAGUUAGGUUCUGUGAUUUAAGCAAUAAGAGCUCUAUAAUCUCAUAGAUAUAGCCUCAUACAGCCGAUUAGAGUUGUUAAACUGAAAGAGUUUAGAGUCCAAUCUACCUUGAUCUUAAACAUGGACGCAACAAUUCAUAAUAAUUAAUAAACAAGAUUGAGAUUCAUAAAAUUCCUGAAUCAAAGAGAUUUUCGAAUCCUUUUCUCAGUACUAUGGUGCAAGAAGAGAAAACCGCCAAGGAUAUUCUCUAAGAUAGAACUAAUAGAUUCAAGAUUAAACUAAAAUGA